AUGUUGGAGCAGUAUAUUCCAGCAGAAACUCCAACUAUGACAAAAUAUACCCUGCUAAAAAAUGGAUACUGCAGCAACCUGACAUCAUUGCAAAAGUUUUUCACUGCACUGGUUUGUUGUCUCCCCCUGCAGGAUUUAACGGAAACUCCUCAUUGUUCUGUUCGUUGUGGUUUUGCUAAUAAAGUUUCGCUGACCACCUUUGACACCAAGAUGUCGGCCUGCAUGCCGCUGUCUAUAAAGAUGUCACCGUCAGCCUUGGUGGGCAUAAAGUUUGUUUUAACGGAGCAGUUUUGUUAUAGAAAGUUAUUAAAAUCCGUGACUGAGCUUUGCAGGCGAGGUUAUUCGGUGACAGCGGGUCAGGCGGCGGUAGAGGAAGAGAGCGGAGUGCGUGUCCCCGGGUUCAGCGGUCCUUUGGAUCACUACGACGGGCUGAUCAGAGCCGGGAGCCUCCGGGAGGACGAGCACCAGAGAGCGGUGCUGCAGAAACUGGACGAGCUGCACAGAACGCUGAGAGGAUACACCAACAGACCCACAUCGAUCUUCUCAAGGUUUUUUACCAAACCGAAGCCUCCAAAAGGCUGCUACAUCUACGGCGACGUUGGCACAGGGAAAACUAUGGUGAUGGACAUGUUUUAUUCACACGUGGAAACAGAAAGGAAAAAGAGGGUUCAUUUCCACGGCUUUAUGUUGGAUGUGCAUAAAAGAAUCCAUCGGUUGAAACAGAGCAUGCCCAAAAGAAAAGCAGGGAAAAUGGCCAAAUCUUAUGACCCCAUUGCUCCAGUUGCUGAGGAGAUCAGCGACGAGGCCUGUCUGCUGUGCUUUGAUGAGUUUCAGGUCACAGAUAUUGCCGACGCCAUGAUUCUAAAGCAGCUUUUUGAAAACCUGUUCCUGCACGGUGUUGUCGUCGUGGCGACAUCUAACCGUCCACCUGAAGAUUUGUACAAAAACGGACUGCAGAGAGUCAACUUUGUGCCUUUUAUUGCAGUGUUGCAGAAAUAUUGCCAAACUCUUCGCCUCGAUUCGGGGAUUGACUACCGCAAACAGAACAGACCUUCUGCUGGGAAGAUUUACUUUCUCUCCAGCGAGCCUGAUGCAGAGGCAACGCUGGAUAAGAUGUUUGAUGAGUUGGCUUUUAAACAGAACGACAUAACCCGACCACGAGUUUUAAAUGUUCACAACCGGAAAGUCCGUCUGAACAAAGCGUGCGGGACUAUCGCAGACUGUACGUUUGAGGAGCUGUGUGACAGGCCUUUAGGAGCCAGUGACUACCUGGAAAUAUCCAGACUGUUUGACACAGUCUUUAUCCGAAACAUUCCUCUGCUGACCCUCAACAAGAAAACUCAAGCCAGGCGGCUCAUAACGCUCGUGGACGCCCUUUACGAGCAUAAGGUGCGGGUGGUGAUACUCGCAGAACACCUGCUGGAGGAUAUUUUUGUACAUGAUGGGGAUCACAGUCACGAUGAGAGCCACAUUCUGAUGGAUGACCUGGGGCUGAAGAGGGAAGAAGCCAGCAGUCUGUCCAUCUUCAGCGGGGAAGAAGAGAAGUUUGCCUUUCAAAGGACCGUUUCUCGACUCACAGAAAUGCAGACGGAAGAUUAUUGGCUGGAGGGGGACAGAAGCUUAAAAGGAAAGGUGUAACAAUUGGAAAAAAGGCAUGCAGGCUACUCCAUGAACUAUACUCAUAUAUGCCAAAAACACUCUACUCCAUCCCACUUGGGGGGGGGGGGGGGGGGGGGAACUGUUUUACCAGUAUUUGUUCAAAUGUACAUACUAUAUUUAUUAGUAUCUGAAUGCUUUUUAACAUUUAAAUGCAAAUUUGCACUUUAAGGAUCAUUUUAAAAUGAACUUUUGGAGUGUCAUGUUGCUUUUAAUCCAGUGUCAUAUAAUAACCCAAGGUUUUACUUUUCUGUUUGGGGAAAAGAAAUAAAAACGCAACAUGGAUCAUUUAUCGAACUACAAUCCAGUACUAUACAGGAGGUUAAUGGGACGUUUAAUCUGGUUUACUUUAAUUAAAUGAUUACUUGCUAAAUUGUGUAUUAAUUAAUAUUAAGUCUAAAUAUGGUAACGGAAGUGACUUUUUGAGAUAUGAGAUGAUUUGUAUUGGUGCUGCUUGGGAGGUGUUUGAUGUAGAUGGAUCAAUCCAGACUGUAAUGAUCUGCUGUUUUAUGAUUUUUAUGAAGAAAAGAUAAUAUAAAUAUAUCUACUCUAA
Messenger RNA from Girardinichthys multiradiatus, 2209 nucleotides. It is a transcript of the gene afg1la, whose product is annotated as AFG1 like ATPase a. The record is from RefSeq and is a predicted model, not a curated record. Gene Ontology annotation, molecular function: ATP binding; ATP hydrolysis activity. Bases 1 to 1638 code for a protein of 545 amino acids. Gene Ontology annotation, cellular component: cytoplasm; mitochondrion. Lineage: Eukaryota; Metazoa; Chordata; Actinopteri; Cyprinodontiformes; Goodeidae. The transcript has 14 exons.